Fusarium oxysporum Fo47 is the source of this 1362-nucleotide messenger RNA. RefSeq lists its product as uncharacterized. Lineage: Eukaryota; Fungi; Ascomycota; Sordariomycetes; Hypocreales; Nectriaceae. The record is from RefSeq and is a predicted model, not a curated record. The coding region runs from base 1 to 1362 and encodes 453 amino acids. Gene Ontology annotation, molecular function: mRNA binding. The transcript has 2 exons.
AUGGCUACACCUAGUUUUCUCACUCCUGGCCUUCGAUCUAUGGCACCACCAUAUCCUCAUCCCCAGAUAUCGCGCGAUAUCCACAGAUACACCCCGGCACCGAUAGGCUUCUCAUCUUCCCCGGUUCAUGUCUUAAUUCGAAAUCUGCCGCUAGAAACCUCCAGGGAGUCGGUGCGGUUCAUGCUGGUUUGGUCGCAAGAUCUUGUUGAUGUCGAACUCCUUCCUGUGGAAUCUGCAGACCAGCGCUAUCUUACAGCAUUGCUCAAAUUCCGAACAAGGGCAGGCGCUGAGGAUGCCAAAAAGCUGCUGGAUGGAUGCGCGAACACUUCCAAUAGUGCGCUUUUGAGAGUCGAAAUUCUCGGCGACGAGCCCCCUGUCUCGCAUCAACAGCCUACAGAACCUGUUCACAGCGGGGUCUUUCAAUCACUGGAGAGCAUCUCCCCUCAAACAACCAAUGUUUACCCUGGGCACGACCUUCCUCAGAGUGAGGACAACUUGCAGAAGAUUUUCUCCUCACAAUCUCCCAUCGGCAAUCACCUGACCGAGCCUGGCAGGGUGACAGGCAAGAGCCUUAUCGCCAAUGAUUCUUUUGACGAUAAUUAUGACACCCUCAACCUAGUUGAAGACGCACUUUCCUACGGCAAUGCACCGCGCAGGGCCACAGUUCCUAGUGUUCCUAUCAACGGGAUGGCUGCUCUUUCACUCAACACCAAUAUGCCACCUUCUGCUCCUUCAUCUCUACCUCAAUACGGAAGCGGAAUGUCAGCACAGUCUGGCCCUAUGUCUCCGUCGGGCAAGGGUCCUUUUGGGUACCAGGCUCCAAACCAAUCACCAUUCGGACGUAUGAACUAUCCACACGCCAAUACGGCUGAUCAGAACCCCCCUUGCAACACUCUGUAUGUUGGUAAUCUUCCCAUGGACACGGCGGAAGAGGAACUCAAGACUCUCUUCUCCAAGCAGCGGGGCUACAAACGUCUUUGUUUUCGCACGAAAGGAAAUGGGCCUAUGUGCUUUGUCGAAUUCGAAGACAUCCCAUUCGCUUCCAAGGCACUGACAGAACUCUAUGGGAAACUUUUGUCCAACAGCAAUAAGGGUGGAAUUCGACUCAGCUUCUCGAAGAACCCCCUUGCUAACCGCCCAGCUCCUGGACCACCUCCUGGUCUUCCCCAGCCAAUGCUCGGAAACGGCCGAGGCCCCUUCCAUGGAGGGGCCCCGAUGAACUCCAGCCCCGCUGGCACUUUUGGUGGUUUCACACAUCAAGCCUGGCCUGUUCCUGUGUUCAACAACCAUGCUACGCCAUCGCCUCACAGUGCCCAUGCUCAAUCAUCAAGCUUUAGUCCAACUCAUAUGCUGGGAAAUUAA